Quercus robur (English oak) is the source of this 1272-nucleotide messenger RNA. RefSeq lists its product as uncharacterized. Bases 1 to 1272 code for a protein of 423 amino acids. The transcript has a single exon. NCBI's taxonomy places the organism in Eukaryota, Viridiplantae, Streptophyta, Magnoliopsida, Fagales, Fagaceae. The record is from RefSeq and is a predicted model, not a curated record.
AUGCACGAAAGGGAAACCUUAAAGGCGUAUUCGGAUAGGUAUUGGGACGAGAUGGAUGAAAACCACGACGACGUCGCCAUCAGCACGUUCAAAAGUGGUCUCCCCACUGAGCAUGGUUUAAGGAAGUCUCUAACUGAUAAACUCAUUACCAGCGUUCACCAACUGAUGGAUAGGAUUGACAAAUACAAAAGGGUGGAAGAGGACCAGCUACAAGGGAAAGGAAAGGAGAAGAUCAUCCCUCACAAGGGGAAUGAUUACAGGUCGAAACGAUACAACAGUAACCAGCUGAGAAGAGAUUUUGUGAGACAGGCUAGACAAACCAACAUGCAAGCGGUUAAUGUCGUAUUCAGAGAGUUGGUGCAACGGGUUUUGGAGAAAGUCAAAAACGAGCCUUUCUUCAAAUGGCCGAGUAAAAUGGCCAAAGACUCCUCAAAGCGCAACCAGAAUCUGUAUUGUCAAUACCACCAAGACCACAGACAUACCACCGAGGAUUACAGGAAUCUAUGGAACCACCUGGAUCAGUUAGUCCGAGAAGGAAAAUUGCGCCACCUCUUACACCCCUCUAGCGGUCAUCUGGGCCAGGCAGUCCAAGAACCCCGGAAAGACGUAUCUUUGAGACCUCCCAUGGGUACGAUACAUGUCAUCCUCACCGCUCCGGGGAGGACCGGCUCUUUUCCCUCUAGGGUAAUAUUUGUGGCUCGGCUCUCCACCGAGGACGGUGAAAGGGAGUCCAAAAGAUCUAAAAAUGGGAACUCACCUGUGUUGGGAUUCUCAGAUGAGGAUAAGAUUGGAACCAUCCAACCUCAUGACGAUUCUUUGGUAGUUACACUAAGGAUUAAAGGGUUCGACGUGAAGAGAGUACUGGUAGGCCCGGGCAGUGCUGUGGAGGUGAUGUACCCUGAUCUGUACAAGGGGUUGAACCUAAAGCCCGAGGACCUAAUGGCUUAUGACUCCCCUCUUGUAAGUUUCGAAGGGAAGACUGUCACACCAAAAGGGCAGAUCAGACUGCCCAUACAGAUCGGAUCAAAGGUGGUAGAGGUGGAUUUUAUCAUGGUCGACGCCUACUCACCAUACACGGCCAUAAUAGCCAGACCUUGGCUCCACGCCCUGGGAGCCGUUUUUUCUACACUUCACCAGAAGGUAAAAUACCCGUCAGGGGGCCAAGUGGAGGAGAUUGGGGGAGAUCAAGCCAUGGCUAGGCAAUGCAUGGUGGUCGCCAUCUCACGCCAGUCCAGUACAGAACCCUCGGCGUCUGUGAAAGAGGACUUAUAG